Caretta caretta (loggerhead turtle) is the source of this 4487-nucleotide messenger RNA. Its product is annotated as otoconin-90-like. Gene Ontology annotation, biological process: arachidonate secretion; phospholipid metabolic process; lipid catabolic process. The record is from RefSeq and is a predicted model, not a curated record. Lineage: Eukaryota; Metazoa; Chordata; Testudines; Cheloniidae. Gene Ontology annotation, molecular function: A2-type glycerophospholipase activity; calcium ion binding.
CAAAGUCAUUCCAUUUAGGGAUUCAGUUCAGGACAUACCACAGGCACUUUGCUUGUACAUGAUCCUAUUUCAUUUAGCCUAGUUGCCUUUGGGAUUAUAAUACCAUUUUCACAAGAUUUUUUUAAGGCAAUUUUAUCAAGCCUGUCCACUCGCAGACUAUUAUCUUUCACUAAGACUUUAUUAAAACAGUGUGAUAACCUCCUGUCUAUUUAAACUCUCUGAAGUUAAUCGUCAUAUCAGGAGAAGCCAGUUGAAGCGACUGGAAGUAGGUUUCCAAAAUGCCAUGGUUCCAUCAGCAUGUGCCUGUUAAAUUGAGUACAGGAUUUCUAUGUCUCCUUCUCUUAUGGAACUUGGCUGCAGGCAUAAAAGGAGAAAAUAAGAAGGAGAAGAACAUGGCAGUGCUGGCUACUGCAGAGCUGCCUGCCAAAUCUGUUGAUCUGGCUGCGAUUAACCUGACUGAACUAGUGAACGGAAUGUUAAAUACAGCUCUCAAAGGAACUAAAAAAUUCUUCUCUCUGCUGAGCAUUACCUCUUACAGCUCAUUUGCCUUCCACAAAGUUUCGGUCGCCAUUUAUAACAUUUCUAACCUGAAAAAUGUUGACCCCAGCAAGUUCCCUAUGAGGUAUUGCUACUGUUUAAACAACAUGACAAAUGACUUAACAGAUUUUACAGCUUUACUUGUUGAUAUUAUUGGAAACUCCACCAGUUACCUCACAGAAAUUUUCAAAUCCACCUCGAUCGUCUCAGUGAGUCAGAGCAAUGAUUCAGACUGUAUCUAUAUCUGCGUGAUGGCAGGCCGAAUAGGCAGAAAUAUGUCUGACUUUUGGGAAAUGAUAGAGAAGUCUCCUGUUAUUAAUUACACAUUUUCCAGUAAUAUGUCUGCGCUCCUGGAUAUAGACUCAAUUCUUCCCAGCUUAAUGACCUUACGAGAAGACCCUGACAAGAUUGCGGAUGAGCCCCCUGAAGACAUUUGGACAUUUAAAACGACCAGGAUGCCUUCCUGGGAACAGACUGUUGCAUGGAAAGGAGAUGAAAUCCUAACUACAAGAUUUCCCACAUGGCCAAAGACUGUUGGUUUGAAAGGAUCUGGAUUUCCAAUUCUACAGCUGCCCUUGUGGUUACAGACAGAUGCUUCAAAAGGACAUGGCACUACAAGGCCAUCUCCUACUACCAUGGAAAGUGAUGAUAUUUUACCCCAAAUACAGCCAUCAACUGAAAUGUAUCCAUUCUGGACACAGCCAGCUUCUCCUGAAGUAACCAAAGUAUCUAUUCAAACAGAGUCGGAUCUGCCUUCAUUAUUGUUGUCUACCCCUGUAUUCAAGCCUGAAGUGUUACCAAAACUGCAUACAGCUUCCAGCGGCCAAGAAUCGGAGCCCCCAGCCCUUCCACCAGAGCUUCCACUUGCACCAGAAAGAAAUCUGAACAAUAUCACGUUCUUCAAUGGGGUCUUUCAAAAUGUGGACAGCGUUGCAUUGUUUUUUGACUGCCUGGGUUCUCACUUCACUUGGCUCCAGGCCAUAUUCACUAACUUCCCUGCACUGCUCCAUUUCGUGAACAAAAUGAGGUGUGUAACUGGACUUUGCCCCAGGGAUUUCGAAGACUAUGGCUGCUCUUGCCGGUUCGAGAUGGAAGGGCUCCCUGUGGAUGAAGCAGACAGCUGCUGUUUCCAGCACCGCAAAUGCUACGAAGAAGCCAUGGAGCUGGAGUGCUCCUGGGACCCUGCCAAGAUUUCUAUGGACAUCAGCUGUCUUACUAAAAACAUUACCUGUGAGUCUGGGGAUCCUUGUGAACGGCUUCUCUGCAAUUGUGACAAAGCGGCUAUUGAGUGUUUUGUCAAUUCACACGUUAACUCUUCCUUGAACGGCCUGGAUGUCUCCUUCUGUCCAGCUCAGGUUACAGAAACAACUAGCAAGAAAGGAUUGACAACACUUCAUGUGGAGGAGCUUCUUUACCACAAGGGUGAUAAACCACGGCUGACAACUGCUUCCAUGACAGAAGGAAGUCCACCUGCAGCUAGCAAUACCAGCUUGAAAACCCCCACUUCUGAGUCUACUCCCAGAGAGCUCAGCAAUGCACGGGGGAGAACGCCCAAAGCAGCAUUUAUUGCAAGAGAUCACGAAGGCAUAUUUGCUUCCUUCAUAGAUCCCACACUAACAGUUACUACAGUGAAGAUCGCAGCCACACCAGCAGCUGCAACUGAAAUUCAGAGGGGGCAGGAAAGCGAUUUAAUUGUAAGUGUACCUUCAGAAGUUACAGAGGAUGCUUUCCCGAUGGAAGGGCCAACCACAGCCACAGCCAGUAUUAACUCAACAGGGCCAGACGUGAUCCCCACUGAAAAUGAUCCCCCCACGACAACAGAACAAGAGACAAGCUUUAAGAUAGGAGAAGCGAGCACAGCUUCCUCUGCGAUAUCCCCAGAAGUGACGCUCGCUGAGAGGGGGCCCGAUGAAGCUAUCAGACAAGUCUGUGACAGAUUCACCUUUCUGCAAAUGAGAGGGAAUGGAAAGGUGAAGCAGGAGCUGCUUCAGCUAGGAGAAAUGCUGUUUUGCUUGACUGAUCGAUGCCCACAGGAAUUUGAAUAUUAUGGUUGCUACUGUGGCCAAGAAGGAAGAGGUUAUCCUACAGAUGUACUGGACAGGUGCUGUUUCUCCCAUCAAUGCUGUAUGGAACAAGUUAAAAAACUCGGGUGCCAGAUAGAGGGAAGUUUGAGAUCUGAAGUUGUAUGUUUAGAUCAUAAACCAAAGUGCAUUGGCUGGAGCAUGUGCGAGAAGCUACUGUGUACCUGUGAUAAGACAGCUGCUGAGUGUAUGGCUGCCGCCUCUUUCAAUGAAAGCUUGAGGUUUCUAACCAGGCGAGCAUGCCAAGAGAACAGAGUCUCAUGUUGGAGCGGAACAGCUGAAAGGCCUGCAGGGGUCACUGGAGUAGGCACCCGAACCUCCAGCUCUGAGGAGAGCAGCGAGGAGGCAGGUCCGUGGAGGAGGGCUUUAAGAAGAAUAAAGAGAGCUGCACGCCACCCCCCGGGAAAAGCCAGAGCCACACCACAGGAGAGAUAGCCAAGUCUCUAUAGCCAAUUGGGAAGUGGCAUGGAGGUGCCACCAUCAACAGCUGUGUGUCCUAUUUCAUCUUAUCUUUGUAAAGUCUCUUCUACAUGUUCGUACAGACCCCAGAUUGAAUUACUGACUAGGUAACGGGUUAUAUACGUUAGGAUAUAGAACUCUGUUCUACAGGGAAACGUGCCCUAAGGACCAUUUCCAUCUGUCUUACAUGAUUAUUUGAAAGUAUCUAGUAGUUUUGUUCAGCUGUUUUGUAAAGACCCCUCUGUCAGGUGACUGAUUUUUGCUAACACCUCCGGCACUUGGUUACAAUUUAUUUUGCUUUGUAUUGGAAAUGAGAUGUGUCUCACUGGAAACAAACACACACACACACACACAAUUGAAGGGUUGGAAUUAGAAUUUGAUACAUUUUCAUGUUACAUGCCACUAUGUGUGUAGUUAAUGCAGAACUCCUCCAUGAUUGUAAAAUACCAAGCUUAAGAUCCAUGCUAUACUAGUUGCGUAACUAUGGUAACACUCUCUGGCCAAUAUCCUUCUUGAAUAUUCAGGGACGGGGUGGGAGGAGAUGAGGAAAAUCUGUCAAGACACAUCUCCAAAAAAAUGAGCAGAUGUCUGCGGUACCUCUACAGAGGUCACCCAUCCAGGCUUCAGGGUGCCACAGAGCACAUGUUCUCCUUUCAACAACAUGGAGCCCCUUCCUAUUACAUCUUUGGCUGGCUGAGGCCUUAGUUUCCGGUCUAUCCCCAUUCGCUGUGAAUUUUCUUGCCCCGCCUCCUACUGGCUCUGCAUGUCAACGGGCAAUUGUAACAUGCUGCAGAGUUUUAUAGGUCUCCAAUUUCCCUUUUGUAUAUUAUGUAGACAGGGAGCACAGUGGCAUCUUCUGAUCAGAACUCAUGCACGGGGGCCAAAUGAUGUGGGGAAGCCUGCAUCUCUACUGGCCAUGCUGUGACUUUUCUUUGGAGAAACAAACUUCAGCUUCCAGGAAUAUGGCAUGAUGCCAACAGUACUAAUUUAAUAGGUUGCUCACAUUAAACUACAUUUUUCCUUCCUGUGGCCCACUGUCACGCUUCCCUUAUGCCAUCUGCAUGGAAUCAGUGGAGUUACACUGUUAAACUAUAGCAGCAAAUCAGCCUCUUUCCUGUCCCCCUUUUAGAAAACAAAACAAAACACACCAUUGUGAGCUGUAAUGAGACCUUUGAGGAGUGGGUGGGAGAAAAUUAAAAAUCCUUAUUCCCAGAAUCAUUGAAAAAUUGAACUGGGAACAAUAGCAAAUCUAGAGUAAUCUGCACUUUUUGCUGCUUUCUGUGGCAGCUACGAUUUAUUAUUAUGAUGGAUGGUUCCAGGCCUUUCCAUUGCAGAGUUUUCUGAAUGACUUGCUUAAUAGGACAACACUGAUUUAUAUAGGUAAGGCUAUUGCUACUUAGCAGCUAAGCA